GUCAUUUUGGUUUUGGAAUGACAGAAGACAAACCACAAUCUCUCCGCAUCCUUUUUGCUAAUAUCAAUCCCAAAAACUGUGAAGUUAAAAAUAACAAGAAUUAUCACUUCUUUCUUUUAUCUGCACAACCUGCACUUAAAACCU
Messenger RNA from Dentiscutata erythropus, 144 nucleotides. Lineage: Eukaryota; Fungi; Glomeromycota; Glomeromycetes; Diversisporales; Gigasporaceae. The record is from the annotation of a GenBank genome assembly.